Messenger RNA from Thlaspi arvense, 1545 nucleotides. NCBI's taxonomy places the organism in Eukaryota, Viridiplantae, Streptophyta, Magnoliopsida, Brassicales, Brassicaceae. The record is from the annotation of a GenBank genome assembly.
AUGGUCUUCUCUCGACUCUUCCACUUCGCCGGGAAGCUACACGGAGGACAUCUCUCUCGUCGUGUCUACUUGAGAAUAUGUUCUGUCGGAGAACAGAGCUUGGGUCUCAAAUCGAUUCACAAGGCUUCGAAUCUGACUGCUUACGAAUCAAUUCACGCUGCUUCCAUUGUUGCUUCUGCUGAUGAUGAGAUCAGAGUUUCGCAAGACGCCGAGAGAAUCUGCAAGAUCGUGUCCAAAUAUACGAACUCAAGCGUCGACAAUCUGCUCGACGAAGCUUCUAUUAAACUCUCGCCGGCUCUAAUCGAAGAAGUACUGAAGAAGCUGAGCAACGCCGGUGUUUUAGCUUUGUCAGUGUUCAAAUGGGCAGAGAAUCAAAAGGGUUUCAAGCACACCACCGCGAGCUACAACGCGUUGAUCGAGUCUUUAGGCAAAAUCAAGCAAUUCAAACUCGUCUGGAGUCUUGUAGACGACAUGAAACAGAGGAAGCUUUUGAGCAAAGACACCUUCGCGCUAAUCUCUAGAAGAUACGCUCGAGCCAGAAAGGUUAAAGAAGCUAUAACCGCGUUUCAUAAGAUGGAAGAGUACGGAUUCAAGAUGGAACCCACCGAUUUCAAUCGAAUGCUUGAUACGUUGAGCAAAUCCAGAAACGUUGCGGAUGCACAGAAGGUGUUCGACAAAAUGAAGAAGAAAAGGUUCGAGCCUGAUAUCAAGUCCUACACUAUUUUACUCGAAGGUUGGGGUCAGGAGUUGAAUCUUCUGAGGGUGAAUGAGGUCUACGGAGAGAUGAAAGACGAAGGCUUUGAGCCCGAUGUCGUCACUUACGGUAUCAUCAUCAAUGCGCAUUGCAAGGCGAAAAAGUACGAUGAAGCUAUAAGAUUCUUCAGUGAGAUGGAACAGAGGAAUUGUAAGCCAAGUCCACACAUUUUCUGCAGUCUGAUCAAUGGACUCGGGUCCGAGAAGAAGCUGAACCAAGCCCUCGAGUUCUUCGAGAGAUCAAAGAGUUCCGGGUUUCCCCUUGAAGCUCCGACUUACAAUGCACUAGUGGGAGCUUAUUGCUGGUCACAGAGGAUGGAAGAAGCGUUCAAGGCCGUGGAAGAGAUGAGGUCGAAAGGGAUUGGUCCUAAUGCAAGAACUUAUGAUAUCAUCCUCCAUCAUCUGAUCCGGAUGCAGAGGACGAAAGAAGCCUAUGAGGUUUAUCAGAAGAUGAGCUGUGAACCGAGGGUGAGUACUUACGAGAUCAUGGUGAGGAUGUUCUGCAACAAAGAGAGGUUGGAUAUGGCGAUCAGAAUCUGGGAUGAGAUGAGAGGGAAAGGUGUUCUUCCAGGGAUGCACAUGUUCUCAAGCUUGAUCACAGCUCUGUGCCAUGAGAACAAACUAGACGAGGCUUGUGAGUAUUUCAAUGAGAUGUUGGAUGUUGGUAUUAAGGCACCGGGACAUAUGUUUAGCCGCCUUAAACAAGCGCUUCUCGAUGAAGGCCGGAAAGAUAAAGUCGCCGACUUGGCUUUGAAGAUGGAUAGGCUGAGGAAAACCCAACUUGUUGGCUGA